AUGCCUGCUGCCAUUUAUACUCUAAGCCACUUCCCAAUUCUACUGUUAACUAAUACGCAGUUAAUAUAUGUUCAAGUUCCUAUAGUAAGUAACGAUAGAUGCAAAAGUAUGUUUUUAAGAGCCGGUCGACAUGAAUUCAUUCCCGAUAUUUUUCUCUGUGCGGGAUAUGAAGGAGGAGGACAAGAUUCAUGUCAAGGAGAUUCAGGUGGACCUUUGCAGGUAAAAGGAAAAGACGGAAAGUACUUUUUGGCGGGAAUCAUUUCUUGGGGCAUAGGAUGUGCGGAAGCCAAUCUACCAGGAGUAUGUACUAGGAUAUCAAAAUUUGUACCAUGGAUACUUAAAAUUGUGACUUAA
This is a messenger RNA of Diabrotica balteata, 354 nucleotides long. NCBI's taxonomy places the organism in Eukaryota, Metazoa, Arthropoda, Insecta, Coleoptera, Chrysomelidae. The record is from the annotation of a GenBank genome assembly.